UCCACACUGAAGGAGGUUUUCCAUGAAAGUGACAAAACCUGUGGCAAGAUGACGGACCAAAUUUGCUUUCAUCUGCUUUGUCUUUCAGGACUCCUGUCACUAACUCUGUGUAAACCACACGGAUAUGUUCUGAUCCGAGAGUCAAUGCCGUGGGCAAAAGCUCAAACCUACUGCAGGGAAAACCACAUCGACCUGGCCACAGUUCAGACCGCUGAAGACUGGACCACUCUGCAAGAAGUUGCCGAUGCAGAAAAGUAUCAUUCAUUUGCCUGGAUUGGACUCUAUAAUGAUGUCAACAGCUGGAGUUGGUCUUAUCAAGCGGAGCGUUUAGUGUUUAAGUCCUGGGCAUCUGGCCAGCCGAAUAACUACACUGAUGGAGAGGAGUGUGUGGAAAUGUUUUCCUCUGGAUACUGGAAUGAUUGCCUCUGCAAUGCCAAUAAAUAUUUCUUCUGUAACGACGAAAGAGCCAACGCAACAGUGAGACUGGUUUUAAUCAGAACUUCAAUGACGUGGCUCAACGCUCAGAAGUAUUGCAGACAGCAUCACACAGACCUGGCCACUGUUAGGAGUCUAGACGACAACGCACAGAUCACCAACUUGAUGACGAAUAUGGGUGGAGUCUGGAUCGGACUGUACAGGGGCGCGUGGAAGUGGUCAGAUCAGGCCAACUUUACUUCCUCAACCCAACUCAUUACUCAGAGACUCAACACGAAGGGCCAAAACUGUGUCGGUCUAUAUAAUUCUAGUGCUUCCAUUGAUGAUCAAUAUUGCACUUCAUCUUAUUACUUCUACUGCAGCAUUGUGAAGAGUAAGCAGCAGCUGAUCCGAGUGCAGGUCAAAGCCAGUGAGAACGCGGACGACGCUACAUUGAGUGCACUCGUCUUAAAAAAGUUACAGCAGAUGCUGAGCGAUCAGGACGUCACACUCACAUGGAGGAAACAACCGGACGGGAAAAUCUUCCAGAAGAAAAAGACCAGGAACGCCAGUCCUCCAGUUUGCUGAAGUCAUGUUCUUUAUGGAGUGACACUUAUCCCAAACCAAUGCUAUAUUUCAUUUUACUAUUCAAUUAAAUAUUCAUGAUUCCUAUCUGAAGCGUUGAUUAGUUGAAGUGAUUUAUUAUUGUAUUUUUAAAGUCAUAUGAUAUGGAUCACACUUCACAGGCUUUACUGUGUAGUUUUACACAUUUUCUGUUGUCUUAUUGCUAUAAUGUAAUGAUAUGUGUUCCAGUGCAGUUCAUUUGAUUGUAAACAAUGUUUGUUCGAGGAAGUCUCCAACGCAAAUUUUCAUUUCUAUGCCGAUGAUACUUUGAUAUACACUUGCUUUUGGUACUGUACAAUUUACCUGGUUUGAUUUAAAACACAAUUUCCUUAAUAUUCAGGAACCAGUCUCACUGGUUGCUUUUAAAUUACUUUUAUGGCUGUGCAAAAAUUAAUUGCAAUUAAUCGCAUCCAAAAUAAA
Pimephales promelas (fathead minnow) is the source of this 1458-nucleotide messenger RNA. Its product is annotated as putative C-type lectin domain family 20 member A. The record is from RefSeq and is a predicted model, not a curated record. NCBI's taxonomy places the organism in Eukaryota, Metazoa, Chordata, Actinopteri, Cypriniformes, Leuciscidae.